AUGGUCAAGAAGAAACAGAAUCCAAAUCGUAUCAAUUACCAGGAAGGUAUCAUCAAUGAUCGCUUGUUGCAGGUAAGAAAUGCCAGCCUUUCUAAUGACCCCCAAGUGAAAGUAGUUUGGACUGUGAAUAUACGCGCUCAAGACAGCCAACAAUUUAUCCAGUUCAUACGUGAAAGUGUUCAGGAUCAUGACCCAAUUGCCUUCCAACAUAUCAAAAGAAUUAAGAAGAGUGAACAAGAAGGGAUUUUAACCGUCAUCGUGUGCUCGAAAACUUUCGUUGAGCAACAAGAUGACUUUCUCGAACUCAUGAAAAAGUCUUCUCUCGACUACUUCGAUGUGACCGACAGGUCCAUAGUACCAUCGGCAGCACCUUCUACAAAGGAGCUGAGCUUAGUGUGGUCAACAUUGUAUUGGCCUCUUGUAUGGCGCGGCAAUCCCAAUGAUCAGACAAUGAAUGAGUACGUUUUUGAUAUGCCAUUUAUUGAAAAUAUGCUGGGCGCUAUAAGCAAAGAGGCAGCUAGGCGAGCUCAGAAUACAACGGAGCAGCCCAUAGUAUCAGCCUUCGUGAACCCUAAAACAAAAAAAGUCAUAUAUAGCACUGAUUCUCGGUGCAGUUCCUCACCUCUAGAUCAUAGCAUAAUGCAAGGGAUAAGAUCUGUUGCAGCCUCAGAACACAAACGCCAAAUGAUUGAGAAGGAACAGACAGAGGAUGAAACCUACCUAUGUCUAAAUUUCGACGUCUACACCACACACGAGCCGUGUUCAAUGUGUGCGAUGGCUCUUAUACACUCUCGCAUCAAGAGAUGCAUCUUUCUGCAGCCCAUGCAUAGGACGGGUGCUCUGGAAAGCCAAAGUGGUGAUAGUUACUGCAUACACAACAAUCAUGCGCUUAAUUCCAAGUAUGAAGUCUUCAGAUGGUUGGGUCAGGAAUAUCCAGUGCCGGAAAUUGAAAACGACAUAUGCUGCUAG
This is a messenger RNA of Lachancea lanzarotensis, 969 nucleotides long. RefSeq names its product LALA0S04e00386g1_1 (gene TAD3). Gene Ontology annotation, molecular function: tRNA-specific adenosine-34 deaminase activity. Gene Ontology annotation, cellular component: cytoplasm; nucleus. The transcript has a single exon. The coding region runs from base 1 to 969 and encodes 322 amino acids. NCBI's taxonomy places the organism in Eukaryota, Fungi, Ascomycota, Saccharomycetes, Saccharomycetales, Saccharomycetaceae. The record is from RefSeq and is a predicted model, not a curated record.